AUGGUGGACUUUUCGUCGCUGACUGGAUCCAAGCCGAGCGGCUCGUCGGCAGAGCAGAAAGAAGCUCUGAAGCAGCGCGUCUCUUCGGAGAUUGCGAUGGCCAAUGCGCAACAGCUCAUCUCAAAGGCCACCGACAAGUGCUACCAAAACAAAGAGCAGACGUGCGUCGAGCGCUGCCUCGAGCGCUACUUUGAGGCAUUCAACAUUGUGAGCGCUACAUACGUACGCCGCAUCGCCGCUGAGCGUGCAAGCGGCGCGCUGGCUGAUGCCUAA
This is a messenger RNA of Malassezia sympodialis ATCC 42132, 273 nucleotides long. RefSeq lists its product as uncharacterized. The transcript has 2 exons. The record is from RefSeq and is a predicted model, not a curated record. Lineage: Eukaryota; Fungi; Basidiomycota; Malasseziomycetes; Malasseziales; Malasseziaceae. Bases 1 to 273 code for a protein of 90 amino acids.